GGAGAUGAUGAGGCCUGGAUAGCUGCACGUCAGCAAGGGCCUACGUUUUUGCUAGCUGCUAUACUCUCUAGCGGAGCUGGACUUGUGCAAGCGUAUGGUGCGAUGAAAUUUCCAGAACUUACCGUUUACCAACCAUUAGUAGCCGCAACUUCUGGAAAUCGUGCCAGUGUGCAAUCAGCGAGGAUUUCGUCGUACUUGAACACAUAUACAGGACCCAAUCGACUACAAAUGCGCUUGAAUCCCUGGACUUACUACACCAGCAAUGAUCAUGAGAGUAGAGCUGCGUUUUUAAUACUGAUGACUUCCGUGCCGUAUCAAAUCGUGUUUGUUUUUGCAUCUCACGCCAUCGCCUAUGUUGCCUUAACUCCACUCAGAUUGAACAUUUUGUUUCUACUCGGAUACCUUGUAAGCAAAGUCAGCUGUCAAUAUCCUACCAAGCGAGAAGCUCACAUUCUUAUACGGAUGGGUCAGGAGAGUUUCGUGUUGGUGUACUUGGCACAAAUUGCGGUAUACUCGCUGUUUCGCUUUGGCAUAGACCCAGAUCUACACGCACACACA
Molecule: messenger RNA, 558 nt
Organism: Ostertagia ostertagi
Lineage: Eukaryota; Metazoa; Nematoda; Chromadorea; Rhabditida; Trichostrongylidae
Source: the annotation of a GenBank genome assembly